AUGAAAUCGGCCGAUUCAUCUCAAGGCACUCAGUGCAAGCUUGGAACAAAAUCCAAGACGAUCUGUGCUACGGAAUUCUCUCAUCGACGAGCCGGCGUAUGGAGGUUCAAGCCUUACCAAACGGUGGAGCUUUACUUACGUCCCAUCAUCACCGUUAGGGGGAAGGUUGGUAGACUUCUAAUACAUGAGACCUUUAUCGUGUGGGAGGAGAAAGGCGCAUUGUAUGAGACAACGCUACAUCAAGCUGCGCUCUUGCCAACUUAUAACAAAGAUCCCUUCUCAGAGGGGUGCUCUAUUUCUGAUAGCUUUAACGGCGCCUGCCUGUCCAUCUUCAGCUUCAUAUUCCAAUGCUAUGAAAACCUCAUACGGCGUGUUGAUCGACACCUUGAUCUUGAGGAAUUACGCCAAGAUUCAGACCCUCAAGCCUCUGAACUCGUACUCAUAGCAAGGUUCCGUAUGAGGACUCGGGACGAGGAGCUGCGUUACAUUGCUCUGCUCUGUCUGCAGGGUUACGUUUGCCUCACCGUUGCAGAACGGUAUUCUGAUGCUGAACUCCGCCAGUUCGUUCUCAAGAGCUUUACGUGGUUUUGCAGAGAUGGCACGAAUCAUAUUCCAGACACUUGUGCCUGGGAUAUUUUCCCUCCGGCGAUACAGCCUAUGAACCAUGGAGCCGAGGACGAUUCUUCUGGGACCAAGCGCGUAUGGUGA
Fusarium verticillioides 7600 is the source of this 708-nucleotide messenger RNA. RefSeq lists its product as hypothetical. The record is from RefSeq and is a predicted model, not a curated record. NCBI's taxonomy places the organism in Eukaryota, Fungi, Ascomycota, Sordariomycetes, Hypocreales, Nectriaceae. Bases 1 to 708 code for a protein of 235 amino acids. The transcript has 2 exons.